GUUGUGAUUUUGAAAGGUAUAAAUUUUUAAAUCUUUUGUUUUUUGACAGAAAUCGUUAAAAAAUGGACAAAGAAUCUGUAAAACGUAAUCAUAUAAUCAAUAUAUUGAGAAAUCUUCAUUUUGAAUUAUUCUUAAAAAAAUUUUCACCCAAAACUGUCAUAACAAGUCAAUCGUUCGAUAAACUCACUCCCACACAAUUCAGUCUAUUUUGUUAUUUUCUUUUUCAUCGACUAAAUCCGGAAUCAUGUCAUUUGCGUUUUCGUGGCGUAUUUCCAUCUCGUGAUAUUCAACAAGAAGCCGAAUUUCGACGUCUUGCCAUCGAAACUAUUAACGAUUUUGCUGAUCGAAAUCCAGAACCAUUAGUUAAAUUGAAAAAAAUUCCUCAUAUACAUUAUCAACGUCUAUCAGGAAUCGUUUUCGUUGAACAGAUGUUCAAUUUAUCUCUUUAUGUAUUGAUCAAUUAUACUUCUAAAUCAAAAUUUCAACCAGCAACCAAAGAGCUUUGCGUAUUGGAUUCCGUCGACAAACGAAAAAAAUUUGUUCAUCAGCAAUCUAUCGUACAAUAUCAGAAUGAUUUGAAACAAUCUGAACAACAAGUAGAGGCUUUUAUUAAAGAAUACGAGCAAAGAAUCGAGGAAUUGAACUCAAAUUUAUCUCAUCUACGACAAUAUGCUUGCAUUGAUAAAUUGCAAAAAAUUAAUGAAAAUUUGGCUAUAAAAUUAUCAAAAAUCACUGAUAACAUUCGUAAAAUGCUAUGUCGAUGGAACGAAAUUCUCUCAUCAAAUGAAAAUUUGCGAUCACAUAAUCAAGACCAAUCUAAUUUGAUUAAUCUUUCAACGAAUUUCAUUGUGAAACUAAAAGAAACAAUUAAAGAAUUUGAAUACUUUGUUCGAAAAGAUGAUGAUUCCAAAGCUAAAUGGUUAAAAACAUUUCAACACUUUAGCUUGCUCAAUGAAACUGUUUUGAAAGUCGAAUCAAAAUUACGUGAAAUCUCCGCACAAUUUGUUGAAAUUGAACAGGAGAAAAAUGAGAUUUUAUCUCAUGAAUUUGCAAAACAGCUACGCAAACGUAUCGAAAAUCAUCUGGAACCAUUGUUAAAUUUGGAUCUUCAGUUAAAAAUCGAUUAAAUCAAUGAAACCAUAAUUUUUUUCAAUAUAACAAAGUUUUAUUCGAUGAG
Dermatophagoides farinae (American house dust mite) is the source of this 1177-nucleotide messenger RNA. RefSeq lists its product as uncharacterized. Lineage: Eukaryota; Metazoa; Arthropoda; Arachnida; Sarcoptiformes; Pyroglyphidae. The record is from RefSeq and is a predicted model, not a curated record.